Messenger RNA from Ostertagia ostertagi, 705 nucleotides. NCBI's taxonomy places the organism in Eukaryota, Metazoa, Nematoda, Chromadorea, Rhabditida, Trichostrongylidae. The record is from the annotation of a GenBank genome assembly.
AUGCUGGCUCUGGCCCUACCAACUCGUAACCUUUCGCUCCGAUUCCAAGGUUCCGGCGUGGUGCUCGGCUGUUUGGUCACACUUCAUCCGUUCCCCGUCCAAAUUCUCUACUGCAUAUUUGUGAUAUGUUGUGCUGAUCUGCUUGUUCUUUGUGAUUUAUCGCUUCUCGUACAUUUUCAAAUCUCAAAACAAUGGAUUUUUGGCGAAACGAUUUGCAAGGUAAGCGAGAUGUUUUACUGUGUCGAAGUGCUCAACAAAUUUCUCAUCCCUCUCGCCUUAGUGCACAUCAGUCGAGCGUCAUACAAAUCAGUGAGUAUGCAGGAUAAUUUGAAAGAUCGGCCUCGUGCAUGCAUGAUUACAGCAAAUAUUCUUGCAGCUGCUACCGUGCUCAUGCUGAUGGUAUUCGUGGGGUAUUUCUCCAACACGAAUGCCUAUUGGGUGCGUGAUAAGCCGAUGACGGUGUGUAAUUUUAAUCCACCGCCAUAUUACGAAACAGCGUUCAAUUUGAUUGCAUUCGUUGUGGGUUACAUCAUGACCAGUGUCGGGUAUGUCUACUUUUACGCCAAUGUGCCGAUUCUUCUGAAACGACGCUAUUCGACAAACGUGACAGGCGAUGAUGGCCCAGACGGGCAUGAUUCAAGGAUGGAUGCGUCUUGCAACAAUACAGAAAGUGAGCACAUCCACAGAAAUCACCGACUGCCAUGA